Molecule: messenger RNA, 1041 nt
Organism: Octopus sinensis (East Asian common octopus)
Lineage: Eukaryota; Metazoa; Mollusca; Cephalopoda; Octopoda; Octopodidae
Product: innexin-11-like
Exons: 3
Coding region: 1-1041 (346 amino acids)
Source: RefSeq, a predicted model, not a curated record
AUGUCCCAAGAGGACGACGGUUUUGAAGAAAAUAUAACUUUCCUUGAUAACAACAUAAAUCAGAAACUCGACGAAACCGACUUAAUGACGGGAACAUUUGAAAAAGAGUCCUACUCCUAUAAUAACAUUAAUCGAGAGGAAGAGCGAUGGAACUAUGAAUUGGAACCUGAUGAAAGUCGUCUCAUCCGGGAAAAGAAGAAUGAUCCUUUAGAUUGCCUAAAAGAAAUUUUUUUACAUAGAAAAUUGUCAAAUAAUGAGACUUCUGGCCUCAACCUUCAAAAGAUUGUCGAGAUUUGCGAAAAGUAUCACGAUGCCGAGGAUCACUCUAAAAAGGAUGAGCAAAUCAAGCUCAUUACAGCACAUUUCAAUCGUUAUUUCGAAAUAAAGCAGCAUUGGAAGAGUCGGUCAAAAAUUUUUCUUCAAAAAUCUCUGACGUUAACAUAUCUAACAACAAAAGUGUUGUAUCUUCUGAACGCAGCGACACAGUUUUUACUCACAGAUCUCCUGCUAUCUAACGGAAAGUUGGGACUCUACGGCAUUUCCUUGCUUACAAAUUUUGUUUUCGGGACUCCGACGGACUUGGGUUUUUUUCCGAGACAGACCUUAUGCGACUUUUAUGUACGAGAAAUAGGAAUGGAAAUGACUGGAAUCAGAUAUACUGUCCAGUGCGUUCUGUCCAUCAAUCUAUUUUUGCAAGCUAUGUUCUCAUUUUAUUGGUUUUGGCUGGUUAUCGUUGUUUUCUAUAAUUGUUCGAACACGUUUCAUUGGAUGUCACAACUCCUUUCCAACAAGAAUUCAGAGUAUUAUGUUCUUAAACACAUCCGUCCAGAACUACAAUCCGAUUCCAAUGAACAUGGAAACUUUGAAACGAGGGACUCACUAAUUAGUAAAUUCAUCAAGCAGUACCUCCAAACUGACGGAAUCUUUGUACUGAGACUGAUUUCUAUGAACGUGGGUGAUUUUGUCUUGUCUGAUCUCACAAGCGCCCUCUAUGAGAAUUUUAAAAUCAUAGAAAGUGCCUAUGACUUCCAAGGCAGUUGA